CCGCACAUUUUCUGCUUCACUUUUGCAUCUCUGCUCAAUUGUAAAUAAACAAAGAGGAGAAAAAACUGAAAAUUCUCAUUCGGUCGCAGCUCAACUGUUUCACUGAGAAUUUAUUAAUUUAAUUAUAAAGGCGUAAAAUCAAGAAAUAAAAGUUAUUAUAAGAAAACUUUCUGAAGAGUAAGAAUUGGUUGUAAAGAAAAAACUAAACAGCGACAUCUCUUGGACAAAACAAAAGACUUUGUUUACAUUUAUUAUGAAAUUGGAGGAAGUUUAAUUUCUAUUUUUAAGUUUUAUGAUUUAUUAGAUAAGUUGAAGAAUCAUCAACAUUAUAAUCGAAUCCAAACAAGAAUUUACCGCAAAGAUUAACUUUAAAAUUCAAAUUAUUCCAAACAACAACAAACAAAAAUUUCUCAGUGAAGCAAAAAGCUUGAUCAUCCUAGAAUUUAUUACUUUAUCCAAUGAAAAACACAUAAAUAGCGAUUAUUAAAUAGAUUGAGACGAAACCGGAAGCAAAUAAGGCAUCAUCUGAUAGAACUAAAUUCAGUUAAUCCUUAAAACAAUUGGAUAUAAUCAGCUUAAAUCCACCAAACUCCUUCCAUAAAUCCAUCAAAUAUGUCUCGCAGAUCCCAAAAAACAGAUGAAAUAAUUACAGAAAUCAAAGAAGAAAAGGAAGAAAUUGAAGACAAAUCAGUCAUCAUCCAGACAAUCCAAAGCAACAUCUUUCCAGUCACAAUAAAACAAGAGAACGAAGAAAACUUUGAAUUAGAAAUUCCAUACGACGAUGAUGACGAUGAUUAUGGAGAAAUUGAGGUGCUUGAUGAGUUUGUCGAAGAAGUCAAGAAAAUGUCACCAAUAAAAAUUAAGACAGAAAUCAAAACUGAGCUUGUAGUUAAGGAAGAGCCAGAUGAUCCAAGUAUUAGCAUCAAAAGUCCAUACAAAGGACUUAUCCCAGCAACCAAAAUUAAAAUAGAAGAGCCAAAAAUCAAGGAAGAACCUGAAGAUGACUUAGUCACAGAAAUACAGCCUAAAAAGAUGAACCUUAGAGGUGUCAGAAUAAAUUUAAGCAAAAUUCUUGGCACAAGAGUCAGUAAAUCCAAACCAAAUCCAAAUAUUAAGCAUGACACAGCAUCAAUUGAAGUUCCGAACUGCUUUAAUGCUUCAGAACGUCCAUUUAAAUGCAAAAAAUGUCCAUUAUCAUUCAAGCAACGACGUGACUUGACAACUCAUCGAGCAAUUCAUAAAAAAGCUGACUUUUGGUGCAGAAAAUGUGGACAAAAGUUCCGAUUUCAAGCUAGUUAUCUCAGUCAUGACUGCGAUUUCUGGUGCAACAUUUGCGGCAAAAGUAUAUCAAAUAAAGCUAAUUUGAAGAUUCAUUUAAGUUAUGUCCAUGGAAUUGGGCAAGCAAAAUUAUUCACAUGUGACUUGUGUGGCACAACUUAUAAGAGUAAACGUAACAUUGACACACAUAUGAAGAACCACAUGGAAUCGACACCAUUUACGUGUGCUAUCUGCAGUAAAGGAUUCUCUCAUGCUGGUGCACUUAAAAUACACAUGUGGAACCAUCGUGACCUUGUAAAUUGUGAGUUCUGUAAGAAAAAGUUCAAGCCUCGAUCACUUUAUUAUCAUAUUAAGCGGUGUCGCAUGAUGCAUGAUGAAAAUCAUGUUGAUAUGUACAUUGAGGAGCCAGAAGUUUUUAAACUUGAAAAUAUCAAGUAUAAAGUUGUGGAACCGCAACCUGUUUAUAUUAUUAAGAAUAUUAAGGUUGAUGAUGAAAAUAUGAAAAAGAAAAAAAAUUGAAAUGUUUUUUAAUAAAUUUGUUGAAAUAA
This is a messenger RNA of Chironomus riparius, 1826 nucleotides long. Lineage: Eukaryota; Metazoa; Arthropoda; Insecta; Diptera; Chironomidae. The record is from the annotation of a GenBank genome assembly.